This is a messenger RNA of Mangifera indica (mango), 922 nucleotides long. Its product is annotated as mediator of RNA polymerase II transcription subunit 22b-like. Gene Ontology annotation, biological process: regulation of transcription by RNA polymerase II. The transcript is spliced from 3 exons. Gene Ontology annotation, molecular function: transcription coregulator activity. Bases 417 to 860 code for a protein of 147 amino acids. The record is from RefSeq and is a predicted model, not a curated record. Gene Ontology annotation, cellular component: mediator complex. NCBI's taxonomy places the organism in Eukaryota, Viridiplantae, Streptophyta, Magnoliopsida, Sapindales, Anacardiaceae.
AUAAACAUAAUAACAAAAUAUUGAACAAGUUGUCCAAAAAUGUUCUGUCAAAAAGGAUCACAAAUAGAUCACCAUAUAGAUUAAACAACUCAAAAGAGCUGUGAAUAACUCAAACUUCAAUUCCAAUAAAAUGAAGUUAUCAUAAAACCCCUUCCCAGUUUAGGUGAAUAAAGAAAUGGUAUGUAUAAUUGAAUAUUGGUGUGCAUGAAUCUCAUACUCCCAUUAUCUCUUUCUUUCCCUCUUAAAGAUGCAUUAUUAUUUUUCUCCUAUGGCAAAUUAAAUACUGAAUUUUAAACUCAAGCUAGUAUCAGUGUUGGUUGGUUCUAUAUAAGUUUUGGCUUAUUAUCUUUUCCAAGGCUUUGGUGAAAUCAGAUUGACUUCAGUGAAUAUUGAGGUGGCCUUUUAGAGAGAAAACAAUGAAUAAAGGAGGAAGUGGGCCUACAGCAGCUCAGAAGCAGAAGACUUUGAUGCAAAGAGUUGAAACUGAUAUUGCCAAUAUUGUUGACAAUUUUAGCCAACUUGUCAAUGCUGCCAGGGUGAAUGAUCCACCCGUUAGAAAUUCGCAAGAGGCUUUCAUGAUGGAGAUGCGUGCAUUUAGGAUGGUUCAAGCUGCUGAUUCUUUACUUAAGUUGGUCUCUGAGUUAAAGCAAACUGCAAUAUUCUCAGGAUUUGCCUCUCUUAAUGACUAUGUAGAACGGAGAACAAAUGAGUUUAAUCAACCUGCAGAGAAAACAGACCGAAUUAUGCUAGAAUUGGAGAAGAGGCAGCGGCUAGUCUCAAGGAGCUCGAAGCACAUUAUUAUUCUUCUGCCCAGAGAAGCUAAAUUUCGGCAUUAUGAGUUAGUGACAUGGGAAAUGUAGGAGCGUAUAUUACUUUAGCUUUAUGAUAUAUUUGUGGAAAUAGAAGCUGGUUUUCAAAUUAA